This is a messenger RNA of Eriocheir sinensis (Chinese mitten crab), 3126 nucleotides long. Its product is annotated as RING finger protein 141-like. Gene Ontology annotation, molecular function: metal ion binding; ubiquitin-protein transferase activity. The coding region runs from base 201 to 1109 and encodes 302 amino acids. NCBI's taxonomy places the organism in Eukaryota, Metazoa, Arthropoda, Malacostraca, Decapoda, Varunidae. The record is from RefSeq and is a predicted model, not a curated record. Gene Ontology annotation, biological process: protein autoubiquitination. The transcript is spliced from 6 exons.
AGACAGACAGAGACAGAACUCCAAGAAAUAUGAUGGAACACUCACACAAAGAAGCGUGUGUGUACAAAGGGGAGUAAGUUGGCCCCCACUCCCUGCCAGCCGGGGAGGGUCACCGAUGAGACACCUGCCACUCAUCACACCGUCAACAGUCCUUACUGUGCCAUCAACUGUGGGUGUGCUGGAGAGAUCUAGGAAGCACAAUGGGUCAGAACAACAGCAGCAACCCCCUGCGGGAGAACCUGGAGUCACUGCACAAUCAGAUGAUGAAGCAUGCUGGGGCAGACUACGACAUUGCCACCACCACCACUCUCACCUAUGACCAGUUCCUUGCCUACAUCACACAGCUCAACCAAAUAUGCCGUGAGUACAAAGACAGUGAGGGCCACAUGCUGGUCUUUGCUGUUAAAAAAGGCACUGACUCCACAGUCUUCUGGAAAGCCACAGUCCGCAUUGCUUGUGUCAAGCUCAACACUGCCAACAACAAAGUCCAGUCAUACCGCCUCCUCAACAUACGCCAGUUCCUCCAGGUGUUCCGGCGGGUGACCUAUGAAUGCACUGGGGGUACCUUGGGAAGCAUGGAAGGGGUGAUAGGAGCUGAGUCAACAGAAGAUGGCAGCUCAGUGGCACAAGGGCCUGCAGUGCCAAUACCUCCCACUGUGGCUGCCUCAAUGGUCCUGGGGGGCAUGCAGGAAGUGGGUCAGGCCACACCCACUCCUUUCCCCACCAGUCAGGAGCAGACGGAGAGCCCUGGGGCAGUUGGGGGCUGGGAUGUCAAUCUGAGCGAGUGCAUGAUUUGUCUGGAACGCAAGCCGGAUGUGAUCCUUCCAUGCGCUCAUGCCUACUGCCUCCCCUGCAUUGAGCAAUGGUGGGAAUAUGCUAGACCUACCUCACAAGAAUGUGCCUCCUCUUCCUCUUCCUCCUCCUCCACCACCAGUCUUGUGUACCCAGUGUCAGUGGUGGAGAAGACUUGUCCCAUGUGCCGUGAGUCCCUGGAAAGCACUGAUGACACUUGGGUGCUCUCAGAGGCCCCGGACUCAGACCAGGUCAAUGAGGAAAUACGCAAGACUCUCAUCAGCCUGGCAGGCACGCAGGGUGAGGCCCCUACAUAAGAGGCCUGAAUUACAAAGGUGCAGUGCUUGAUGGCAGAUGACGUCCCCAGUCUGCUGCAGCCCCACCUAUGAAUUGCUGAUGUGGCAGCAGCAUGGAAAUGUGAGGUUUCCAAUGAAAUAUCUGAUCCAUUAAGGUAAUGUUCAUAAGAUUCAUGAUACCUGUGGAUAUACUAGUGUCAAAGAGGUUCAGGCUCCCUAACAUGUGGCUAGUGUGGGGAAGGGGAGAUGGCAGUUGGUGUUAUCUUUCUAACCUAUUACAACAACCUCACCUUAUAUCAUAAUCAUGAUCCACACCUUGAAUUCAUGCUGGUCUUUUGAUUCCCAUUCUGGAUUAAGACUUCCUUUUUCUCUUAUCUAAUUCUUGGUUCCCCUAUUUGUAGCUGACAAUAAGAGAUUUCUAGACACUUUUAUCUCUCAUCACCUUAAUGGUCCAGUCUAGCUUAUUUCUACAUGUACUCUCCAUAGAAAGAAUAUUUUACACUGUAAUGGGUUUCAAAAUGUUGGCUGUAGUAAACCUUUUUUUUAUUGAUCAUCUUUUGAUUAUAUGAUGCAUAUUGCAAAUUAUCCAUCAUUUAUUUUACAUGUGAUGUUAAACUAAGUAACAGAUCAUUUUGCAACCCAUAAGACUUGGAGAUAAAGUUUUUGCUCCAUCUAAAUAGAAUAAAUUCGUGAUAAAGACCAGCAGCUUCCUGCAGACGCUCAGAAGUUCACUUGACAUUGCUAUGAAAUUUCUCUACUGUGAAACAUGACUUCCACAUGAAAGACAGUUUACUUUAGCUUAUUUUUACUUAUAGGACACUCAGCAUGUGGCAUUAUAUUCAAUAUGCAUAUCUAGUGGUAUAUAGCUUUUUAUUGAUACUAAAUGUGGAUGAAGGAGAGCAAACCAAAGGAGUAGAAGUAGUGUUUACUGCCAGCUGACAGUGACUCUGCCAACAAGCAGCUUUGACAGCGCAGAAUGAUAUUGCCUUGUCAUGAGGUUCAACUUUCUGUGUAACAAUAUCAUGUCAAAUAGGUCAGUGAUAAAAAUUUGUUACUUUGUAGUGGUAAUGCUUUCCAGUGCAUAUUUGUGUUACUGGGCAUUAAGUAUGUUUAUAAAUGAGUAGUGUUUACUGCCAGCUGACAGUGACUCUGCCAACAAGCAGCUUUGACAGCACAGAAUGAUAUUGCCUUGUCAUGAGGUUCAACUUUCUGUGUAACAAUAUCAUGUCAAAUAGGUCAGUGAUAAAAAUUUGUUACUUUGUAGUGGUAAUGCUUUCCAGUGCAUAUUUGUGUUACUGGGCAUUAAGUAUGUUUAUAAAUGAGUAUUCUUUUUCUAAAAAUUAUAUUUACAUAAUCUGAACCUCCAUAUUGGCCUGUCAGUAUGUAUGUACUGCUCAGUAAUUUCUCUCUGAAUUACCAUUUUAAGUCUCAGAAAGCAUCGAUGUUACUAUACCACUGUGCCAGUGGUUAUAUCCUUAUUCUUAAGUCUUAGCUAUUGCUGAUGGCAUGCUGAAAACUCGUGUUGGUGAUGGCCAGGAGGGCGUGUGCCAAAGCCGCCUGAUCCUAGCGAGUGGUUGACUUGACCCACUGCCAAGAGUCAUGAACUAUACCUAAAUCUCACUUGAUUUACUACAAGUUGAUUAAAUAUUGUGUGCAUCAAAUUGGAAAGUAUUUACCUGAAGUAUCAUGUUCUGAUACUAGUUUUAAGAUAUGAAGUGAUAAGAGGACGUGAUGGGAACACUUGUGAGCAGGGAGGUGUUGUUUCAGUCAGUGUUGGUCUUUCCUGGGCAAGGGAAGUGUAUACAGAUUAUCUUGAAUUUGUUAUUAACUUUAGUAAAUUUAUAUAUUUGCUAUAGACUUUUCCAGUUUAUACGUAGUCAAAGCCAGAGGGCCAAAAGAGAGCAUGUGUGCCCCUUGCUCCGUGACAUAGGUGUACAUUGUUUAGACUAGAGAGGUCAGCAUUGUGCAAGUUAGUCAUGCAGACCUCAGGAAUAUAUGAAGAUAUAGUUAUUGGCAUUAAAACCUGAAGGAUAUACAA